Molecule: messenger RNA, 5258 nt
Organism: Candoia aspera
Lineage: Eukaryota; Metazoa; Chordata; Lepidosauria; Squamata; Candoiidae
Gene: SPHKAP
Product: SPHK1 interactor, AKAP domain containing
Exons: 13
Coding region: 1-5088 (1695 amino acids)
Biological process (GO): intracellular protein localization
Cellular component (GO): cytoplasm
Molecular function (GO): protein kinase A binding
Source: RefSeq, a predicted model, not a curated record
AUGAGGGUGGCGGCGGGUACGAGCCUCAAGGUCCCUCCGAGCAACUUUGAAUGUCCCCUGAUGUAUGAAGUCUCACACCACAGUGGCACAGAUAAUAGUGUCGGAAGUUCGGUCACAGCUUGUAAGAAGGUCCUUUGCAGUAACAGCCUGCUAGAAUCAACAGACUAUUGGCUCCAGAAUCAGAGGACACCAUGUCAAAUUGGCAUCAUGGAGGACAAGUUAGAAAAGAACUGCAGCUCAGUAUGCUUUGUGAAUCUGGAUGCAGACAAAGCUGAUUACAACAGUGAAUUCAUGAAACAGAGAUUGGUCAAAAUCUCCCCAAAUCUUCCAAAGCUUAUUGCCUCAAUGAAUGUACAGCCACCAAAAGACAAUGAAAUUAUUUUGCUGAGUGGAUUAACUUCAGGAAAUCUUCAGGCUGAUUUUGAAGUGCCCCAGUGUUCUUGGCUGGCAGAUGUCUGUCUUGUUCAGUGUGCAAGAGGAAACAGAAGGAAGAACACAAGCUGCAUCAUCUUUGAAAUAAACAAGUUUCUGAUUGGCCUGGAGCUCGUGCAGGAGAAGCAGCUGCAUAGAGAGGCUGGCAGCUUGAAGCCAGAGGAUGAUACUAACUGCUCUGUAUCUUCAAUAGAAGAAGAUUUUCUUACAGCAUCAGAACACUUUGAAGAGGAGGAUGAGGAUGAGGAAUAUAAACAGGGUGAGGAAAAUCUGAGUGCCAUAGAACCUGCAGCUGAAUUCAAAAUGUACAGAGAGGAAGUUUGUGAAGACUUGCAUUGUAAAAGGGCCCAAUCGCCCUUUUUCCUAAAAGAAAGCUGCAUUAGUCAUGAAAGCACAGCUUCUACUAGAACUUCAGGGUCAUCUGAUGAAGAAUAUAAUAGUGAAACUGAAGACAAUGUUUUACAAACUGUAGAUGAAGCCAUUAAGCAGCUUAAUUGGAAAGUUGGAAAGUAUACUACAGCUGGGAAAUUUAAGCCACUCUCUAGUGCUGAUGAUCAGAAAGACUUUUCCAAAAAUGAUAACAACAACUCGGACAGAUCAGAAAAUGUAUCUUUGACUGUAACAGCUAAGGAGGAAAUGAUUUUAUUGGAUGAUAUAAUUGCAGGACAAAAAAGUCAUUUGGGUAUGUUAGACUGUAGAGUUGAAAGAACACCUCAUCCUCUCAUUCAAAAUGAUCAAGCUCCUACAGGUCAGUUUGCUACAAAUUUGGCAGAGUCUGUCCUGCAAGAUGCAUUUAUUAGAUUGUCUCAGUCAACUUUUGCCAAAGAAACUGCCCUCAGCAUCUCUGUCAGCAACUCCUUAACUUCAACAGCACAUGCAACACAGAAUGAGAUGGCUUGCCACUCAUGGAAUGUACUUCCAAAGAUUGUUAUUGUUCAGAGUCCAGAAGGUUCUGAUAAUAUGACUGAGUGGCCUGGGUCUAACAUGAGUACUUGGUCAGAAGUUGAACAUUCUUCUGAUGCUGCAGAUUGGUUCCAAGAUAAUAGUCCCAGAGAAAACACUCAGAAUACUUUGGAAGUAGCUUUGGCCUGUGCAGCUACUGUCAUUGGUACCAUUUCAAGUCCACAUGCUGCAGAAAAGUUCAAAGAACAUGAAUCCAUGAGCUCUACAAUGACUGUGAGUGAUAAUGAAGAACUGGAGGAAAAAACUUCCCAAAGUGCCAAUAGUAAUUGUAUCUCUGUGGAUUACUCAUUUCCACCUGCCCUUUCAGAUAUGGCUCAGGUGGCAAAUGUAGUUGCUGUUCAUGGACUUGGUGAAAAGAAAGAUGAGUAUCCUGUAACUUCAAGUGGACUUUUAUCUGCAGCUGAGACAUCAGCAGCUGUUACACUCCAUUGUAGCAUAGCCAUUGGGAGCACCAUGGAGAAUCUGAAUAAUAGCAUUGCACAAGCAUUGUUCAAAGAGGUGUCUCUAGUAUUAACCAGACCUGAUGCAUACAGAACUAUAGGAGAAUUUAUGGAGUCUGUAAAUGGAAAAAUUGUUCAGGCUGCAACAAAGCCCUCAGCCACCCUUCUGGAUGAAGUCAUUGUUGAUGAACUUGCUCAGAAUUUGUCUAAUGUUAUUCUCAGGCAUUCUGUGGAAGAAGUUAGAAAGAAGCAGCUAUGCUCAGAAAGGAACAUAGAUCCAUGCUCAGAAAGUACACAAGAUGUUUUUACUGCAACUGCAAAUCAGCUGCUAUUUAAUGUAUUAUACUUCACCUGCAAGAAAAUGAAUGACAUUGCACAACUUAAUGAAUGUUCAAAUACUUUCAUUGCAGAUAAUCUUAGCAAACAGGUAAUGGAUUGCCAACCAAAAGAGGCAACAAGUGAUGUAUUGCAUCAGUCCUCAAGCUGCUACAAUAAUAAGCCCACCAGCACCUUCCAUGACAAGGAUGGUGUAUUCAUGACAAAUUUGGUGAAGAACAUCAAAGGGGAAAUUGUGUCAAAUGCCUUGGAAUCUACCACACACUCUGUAGAUUCACUAUCUACAGUUAAUGCUCAGAGUUCACCCUCCAGAAAAACAUCUUCCAAGAAAAGGUAUUUAAAAAGAAUUACAAAAGAAUGUUGCAGGCCCAUAAAUCCUAAUAGCAAUCACAUGAAGAAAGAACUCUAUCCAUUUAGUGGCAGAGAAAACUUGACACCUGGCAGUGAAUGCAGCCUUCAAGAACUUCAAACUUCCAAUGUCUCCAUAACAACAGAAAACCAUGAAAAGUAUAUGUGUGAUGCAAUAUGGCAUGAUGAAAGCCAGCUUAGUGUGCCUUUCUUGGGUAAUCAAGGUUUUCUGCCUACCCGACCUCUGGUAUACUUGAAGCAUCCAGCAGAUAAAUACUGCAUAGCAGAUUUUGCAGAAGAAUUGGCAGAAACAGUGGUUUCCAUGGCAACAGAAAUUGCUGCCAUUUGCCUUGAUAAUUCAAAUGGCAAGCAGCCUUGGUUCUGUGCAUGGAAAAGAGGAAGUGAUUAUUUGAUGCCCCAGGCUUUGCCAUGCCGAUCUAUCAAAAGGAAAAAGGAAACCCAAUCCAGUGGAUCAACUGUGAGAAAACAUAGGCCACCUAGACUUAGUGAGAUCAAAAGAAAAACUGAUGAGCACCCUGAACUAAAAGAAUGGCUUAUGAAUAGGGUAGUGGAUGACUCCAUUAACCUUGAUGACACCCUUGAUUUGAGCAAUAACUUUGCAAAUGAAGCAGCUGCUAAAAUUAUGAAUUUAGCUGAAUUCUCUGUGGCUGAUAAUGUAUGGCAGAGUCCAAACCAUCCUCGAAAUAGGCUCCAUUGUGACAGAUGGAAUAGAGUCAAUGCAUCCAGCUGUGAAAGCAUUCCUGAGGAGGACUUGGAUUCUAAAGGGUCUGCAAAUACUUUGGCUCUUAUAAAUACUUUAGGGCAGCCAAUAAGCAGAACUAGUUCAGUCUCCAAGCAGUCCAGUUGUGAAAGCAUUACAGAUGAGUUUUCAAGAUUUAUGGUCAACCAGAUGGAAACUGAAGGCCGAGAGUUUGAUUUAUUACUUGACUACUAUGCUGGGAAAAAUGCAAAUAACAUUAUAACUUCUGCGCUGCAACAAGUCACCAAAAAGGAUGGCCACCUCAACGUGAGGCCAAGUUGCCCAUCCAAACAGUCAAGCACAGAAAGCAUAACAGAAGAGUUUUAUAGAUAUAUGUUAAGGGAAAUUGAAAAAGAACAUAAAGAAAAAGUAUAUUCUGCUAAGAAUGCAAAGGAAUGGAGCAGCAGCUUAUUACUUCCCUCCCAACGAUCAUCUUUUUGUUUCAGGCAAUCUUCAGUCCCUGAUAGCAGAUCCUCAACAUCUAGGUUAACAGUAAAUAUGCCCAUUAAAGCAAAUUCAUUCGAUGGCUUUUCUCGCAGUGGCCACCAGGAUUCCUUAAGUGGAUAUCCAGUCAGCACAGCAUCCUCUUCAGGGCUCUGUAAAUCAGAUUCUUACCUGUACCAAAGAUGUAGGACUGACCAGGUAACUGACAUGCUCAUUCAUGAGACCUGGGCAAAUUCCAUCAGAGCUUUAAUGUGCAAGAAUAAAAUAAUUGCAGACAGUGGGGAGGUUGCAGAGCCUGACCAGCAUCCUUAUGACUCUCCACCACAUGUUCAGCAAUAUGCACACAGGCUUGCUGCAAAUAUUGUUGAAAGUGGGAAAACUUUAAUUGCCAUCCACCAAGAUUCCACAAAGAAAGAUCAUGUCACAGAAAGCAGCCAUAUCCCAGCAGGGAUGCAAAACAAAUCUAAACCUUUUGGAGACAGAAUAUAUUUAGAUGAGAAAGAACAGCAGGCCUCAUUCCCUGAAUUGUUUUCUAUAAAACACACAAGCUCUUCUUCUUGCCUAAGGGAAGUGCCUUUAAUCCAGAUCGAAACAGAUCAAAGACAAGACCUUGAUAAUGCCUCGGAGCCUUUAAAUGAAGUUCACGGACCAGAAAAUAAUGAAGAAUUGCAGGAUAUUCUUGUUUCAUCAGGAACAUCUUUCCCUAUUCUUUUAUCAAUUAGUUUGACAAUGUAUAGUUGCCCUGAAUCUGAAGCCUCUGUGGAGACUAAAGCAAUGGAAGAGUUUCCAGUCCCUCUUAGCAGCAGUGAAGAAAGCACAUGCAGCAGCUGGUGCCAGCUGGCAAACAAUCCUGAUGAUACAAGCAGCUAUUUGCAACUCAGCGAGAGAUCUAUGAGCAAUGGCAACAGCAGUACCUCUAGCAGUCUUGACAUUAUGGAUCUGGAAAUUUAUCAGGAAAACAUGCCAUCUUCUCAUGCAUUUAAUGAUUUAACAGAAGGAAGGCUUUUCUGUGAGAAACCACCAGAAAAGAUAGAAGCAUGCGUUUCCAGGUUGUCUGUUGAAACUACUAAUGCACAGAAGGAUCUCUUGGUGAUAAACCUGGACCUGGAACCAGAAUGUCCUGAUGCAGAACUGCGUGCUACACUUCAGUGGAUUGCUGCAUCUGAGCUCGGGAUACCCACGAUCUAUUUUAAGAAAUCUCAGGAACACAGAAUUGAAAAGUUUUUAGAUGUUGUGCAGUUUGUCCACCAGAAGUGCUGGAAAGUGGGUGAUAUCUUUCAUGCUGUGGUACAGUUUUGCAAGCUCCAUGAAGAAAGCAGAGAGCCAACUCUGAGCCUCUUUGACUGGCUUCUUGAGCUAGGAUAGAAACCUUCUUAAAGACCUUAUUUACAUUUUUAAUCCAUUUUAAGUGGCAGUGAUCUGUGAGUGGCCCUGUUUUAUUGAAAAUCUCAACACAUAAAUUGAGCUGAAAAUCAGAAACUCUGCCGCUAUAUCAUGACCCUGUUCCAAAGCUGUGCAAAGAAGGGAAAUGAGGA